Brachypodium distachyon (stiff brome) is the source of this 640-nucleotide messenger RNA. Its product is annotated as cytochrome c oxidase subunit 5C. The record is from RefSeq and is a predicted model, not a curated record. The transcript is spliced from 2 exons. NCBI's taxonomy places the organism in Eukaryota, Viridiplantae, Streptophyta, Magnoliopsida, Poales, Poaceae. Bases 162 to 353 code for a protein of 63 amino acids.
UUCGAACCCUUAUAAGGGCAUUUCCGCAAGAAAAGCCAACCGCAACAAAUCGAAGGCUCUCUUCUCGCGGUCGCGAUUCGCGAAGGCUCAGGCGGUCUUUCUCUCUUCCUCUCCUCCGGCUGCUGCUAAGGCAUUUGGCAUCUGAGCUCAACAGCAAGCAAAUGGCAGGUGGCAGGGUUGCACAUGCUACCCUCAAGGGGCCGAGCGUGGUGAAGGAGAUCUUCAUCGGAUUGACCCUAGGGCUGGUUGCCGGCGGUAUGUGGAAGAUGCAUCACUGGAACGAGCAGAGGAAGACUCGAUCCUUCUACGACAUGCUGGAAAAGGGGCAGAUCAGCGUCGUCGUCAAGGAGUAGUUUUGCCAUGCUGAAUCCGAAGUUCUGUAUCUAAAGUCUUCUGUUGUUCCCUUUUUUGUCAGUAAUUUCCAGUACUCUACUCUCCGGGCAGCAUGACAAAGUGAUUGUUGUGGAGAUUGUGACGAAAAUAAGCACCACCAUUUGAAAAAAUUGUAUCUUGUUGAAUUUGAUCUGUCCUUGUUCUUUGACAUCUGAAAUAUGUCCAUUUCAUAUCUGUCAUGAACAAACUCAGGGGAUUUGGAUGUCUUCUUGCUGACAUUAAUAUUAAUUUAGAUUUCCUUCGGCGA